Messenger RNA from Mugil cephalus (flathead mullet), 1990 nucleotides. Its product is annotated as adhesion G protein-coupled receptor G3-like. The coding region runs from base 39 to 1628 and encodes 529 amino acids. Gene Ontology annotation, molecular function: G protein-coupled receptor activity. Lineage: Eukaryota; Metazoa; Chordata; Actinopteri; Mugiliformes; Mugilidae. Gene Ontology annotation, biological process: adenylate cyclase-activating G protein-coupled receptor signaling pathway; cell surface receptor signaling pathway. Gene Ontology annotation, cellular component: membrane. The transcript is spliced from 12 exons. The record is from RefSeq and is a predicted model, not a curated record.
GACAGCAGUGCUGUGUGUUUGAGGAAGAGCGCGACACGAUGUGGACUACUCUUUUUCUCGUCACAAUUUAUGUGUCCCAAGCUUGUGUUUUGUCUGAUUCAGCGCUCACAAAUCGUGGACUGACUUGUGAUGAUGUCCUCAACCACUGUAAAGCCCAGCAGGAGUAUCCUUGGACCAGGUGUUAUACAAAAAAAAUUGCAAACUGCACAUUAAAAGGACGUUUCACCCCCCCAAACUUCAUCCUGAAGAAAGUGAACAUAUCAAAAGAGACUGAGGGCAACAUUACUUUACAACACAGAGUUCACAUUCCAUCCUCGGCUCUAAAGAUGAGCAGAGGAAAUGGGUCCGAAGAGGAGGUCUCUCUGGUGUCUACAGUGAUUGACAGCUCUUAUUUUGACGAUGUGGCUAAGACGAAAGGACGAAGUCUAAUCUACCCACCUGUCCACACACAAGGCAUAGUUUUGGGAGGGUUAGUUCUGGUAGUGAAGGUCGGAAAUCAUCCAGUCAGAAACCUUUCAGAGCCAGUUCAGCUGUUCUUCAAAUACAACAAAAUGGUGGAAAAUCCAGCUUGUGUUUUUUGGGACGAUGAAAAUAAAAGGGGUCAGUGGAGCAAGGAGGGCUGUAACAUCACUGAUGGUGGAUCUGAAUUUAUUUGCAGCUGCGACCACCUGAGCUUCUUUGCUGUGCUUGUGAACCCAGAAUUAAAAGUGGAUAAAAAUAAUGCUGUGAACCUUAGCUAUAUCUCCUAUGCUGGAUCAGCGCUCUCUGUUGUCUUCACAUUCAUCAGUUUGAUCAUCUAUAUUUGUCUACAUCGCCAGCGUCCUGAGAAUGCCAUAUGUCUCCAUAUGCACCUAACAGGGGCAUUGCUCUGCCUCCACCUCAUCUUCCUGCUCGGCAGUUUCUUGGAAGGGCUGCUGCAUUCAUCAUACAUGGAUGACUGGCGUUGCAGUGUUCUGGGUUUCUUUUUACAUUGGUCCCUGCUGGCCACGUUCACUUGGUCUGCUCUAGAAGGAUUCCAUCUCUACCUUCUCCUUGUACGAGUGUUUAACAUCUACGUCAGAAGAUACCUACUCAAGCUCAGCUUGGUUGGAUGGGGACUUCCUACACUAGUUGCUGUGGUGUGUGCAAUUUCAGGUGUUUAUGGCAAAUACACUCUGACUGAUAGCAGCGGCCAAACUUCAGUAGCACACAUGUGCUGGAUGAGCAGCCAAUUCCCACACAUGCUUUUAGUGAGCUACAUCACUACUGUGGCCUUUCCAUGCCUGGUGAUACUGUAUAAUUCUUGCAUUUUGGGUGUCGUGGUCUUUAAACUCUGGGGAGUAAGAAGAAGUCGUAGAGGCUUUGAGAAAGAUGGUAGCUGGAAUAAAAACAGAGGGAAAUGGACUGGGUUGUGGAAGGACUGUGCCACAGUAGUGGGCCUCAGCUGUGUCCUGGGCUUACCUUGGGGUUUAGCCAGCACAACAUACAUUCUUCCUGGGAUCUACGUAUUCACUAUAUUCAACUCCCUGCAGGGUGUAUUUGUGUUCCUGUGGUCUGUGGCUUUGAUGUGCAAGCCUAGAUCUGACGAUAACUCAUCAACCAGAGACCACUCUUCGCAGAAAAUGAUGACUACCAGUUUCAAUAACUGAUCCAAUAACUAUAUCACGUGUUAGGGGUUACUUGAAUAAGCAUGAUGCACAAUUAAAGCUAAACUCAAGACUGUCUCAACAUUUCCCGUUGCUGGAUUCAGCCUUCUGGAAGCUAAUGCUUACUGGCAGAAUUCACACAUCAGAGAUCAUCAAAGCCAAAGUCAAUUCUUGCAUCCUUCUGUGUUUCUGUUUUAUUUACUUAAACUUUGGUAACACAAUCGAGUUAUUGUAGAGGUUUAGUGUAAUUUCACUCCAACUAUGCUUUCUAGGAGACUAUAGAAAAAUUUACUUUAUGAGAUGUUUCUUUCUUAUUUUUAUAUAAUGUCUACAGCUGCAGUUAAAAUAAAUAUUUCUAAUGCUUG